AUGAAUUACUAUGCGUAUCGUAUGAUGAUUCGUACACAUGAGGAGAAUGUCAUUCUGAAGUGCCGUCGGCUAUUCCAGCAAUUCGCUGUCGACAUGUAUGUCAAAGUCGAGACCGAACGUUUAGCGUUCAUCCGAUUCAAUCAGGCAAAGCUACGAUCUGAGGACUAUAUACACUUGCGUGCUAUUCAUUCAGAUGGUGAUGUUCAGAAUAUUGGACGUCUGCCGAUUCUCCCAUCAUCUUAUAUCGGAAGCCCACGCCACAUGCACGAAUACGCUCAAGACGCUAUGACGUACACACGUGCGAAAUUAUAG
This is a messenger RNA of Arctia plantaginis, 312 nucleotides long. Lineage: Eukaryota; Metazoa; Arthropoda; Insecta; Lepidoptera; Erebidae. The record is from the annotation of a GenBank genome assembly.